Molecule: messenger RNA, 1167 nt
Organism: Microplitis demolitor
Lineage: Eukaryota; Metazoa; Arthropoda; Insecta; Hymenoptera; Braconidae
Product: odorant receptor 46a
Exons: 5
Coding region: 1-1167 (388 amino acids)
Biological process (GO): detection of chemical stimulus involved in sensory perception of smell; sensory perception of smell
Cellular component (GO): plasma membrane
Molecular function (GO): olfactory receptor activity; odorant binding
Source: RefSeq, a predicted model, not a curated record
AUGAAGCCCUUACUUCCUGAGAGCUUCUUUAUCCUGAAGUGCAUUGGACUGUGGCAGCCGGUACACUGGGAGGGAUUUAAAACUUGGAUUUACAAACUCUUUACGGUUUUUAGUCUUGUCAUCUUAUUUACCGACACUGGCUCGCAGAUUGUCGACUGCUUUGUCACCUGUAAAACUGUUUCUGAUUAUGCCGACCACUCUUUUAUUUUGUUGACCAUGAUUGGGAUCUGUAUAAAAAUGGCUAGUCUUGUUAAAAAUCGCUAUAGAAUUGCUGAGCUGAUGGAGAGGCUUAGCACCGGCGUUUUUCGAACUAAUAAUCUGGAAGAAGAAAACAUUUUAGCCAAGUUCGAUAAUAUUAUGAAGUGGAGAACCGUAUUAUUCUGCAUAUUUGUCCAAAUGGGUACGGUUAAUUUGAUAAUAUCGUCAGUAAUAUACUUAGCACCUCACCAUAUAACAAUUACGAAGCUCUACCUGCCGUGGGACAUAAAGACAGAUGCCGGGUACUGGACAGCGUGGGUCCUGCAGGCGAUUUCCCGAUUGUUCGGUGGUCCCGUGAACGUCGCAUGUGAUAGCCUUGUUUCCGGAGUCAUGUAUCGUGCUUCGGCACAAUUUAAAAUCCUGGCAAGUCGUCUGAGAGGCUUCCUGUUGGAACCUGCAAACUUUGAGAAUAAAAAAUACGAUUAUCAUAGAGUGGAAAAACACGAAGCGAAGAAAAUGGCUGAAUUGGUGAAAGAACACCUGGAGAUUAUACAGAUUAUUACAAAGCUCAACGAUAUCUUUGGGCUCGUCAUCUUCAUGCAGUACUGCGUUAGUUCCACAGUCCUCUGCGUUACGGUAUUCGUUUUCGCUCAGGUCAGACAAUUUGACAUUCAUUGUGCUAUGAUGAUUACUUACACUGGAUGUCUGUAUUUUCAAAUCUAUCUUUUAUGCUCCGCUGGAACUGAAAUGACUUCUGAGAGUCUCAAUUUUGUGUCAUACAUUUAUACAUUUGACUGGAACGAAUUGAAACUAAGUACCAAAAAAAGUUUGCUAAUAAUGAUGUUAAGAUGCCACCGUCCACUGAAAUUCAGAAGCUCCCAAAUAAUUGAACUGUCUAUUGAAUCAUUUAGCCAGAUCGUCAAAUUUUCAUACUCCGCUUACAGUGUAUUGGCUCAAUCACAACCUUAA